This is a messenger RNA of Triplophysa dalaica, 2408 nucleotides long. It is a transcript of the gene bco2a, whose product is annotated as beta-carotene oxygenase 2a. The transcript is spliced from 13 exons. Bases 62 to 1783 code for a protein of 573 amino acids. The record is from RefSeq and is a predicted model, not a curated record. Gene Ontology annotation, molecular function: carotenoid dioxygenase activity; beta-carotene 15,15'-dioxygenase activity. NCBI's taxonomy places the organism in Eukaryota, Metazoa, Chordata, Actinopteri, Cypriniformes, Nemacheilidae. Gene Ontology annotation, biological process: retinal metabolic process; carotene catabolic process. Gene Ontology annotation, cellular component: mitochondrion.
GUGAAGUAAUAGAUUAACCCACUAAGUGCAGUCUCUUUUGCUCUCAGUAUAUAACUUCAUCAUGCAAACAUUGAGUGGACUUAAAAAUGCAUUUAGGAUCUACAAAGGGUGCAGCAGUUUAUCCCUUUACAGGAUGUCCUACAUAACACCUCAUACUCUGGCUGCCAAUGAUAAGAGAACAUGCUAUACAAAGGUACAUGGGGUGCAAAGCAUAGCUCCUUUAGUGCGUUCUGUAGAGGAGACACCUGAACCCAUUCCCACCAUAGUUAAAGGAACAAUCCCAAAAUGGAUCCAUGGAAGUCUGCUUCGGAAUGGCCCGGGAAAGUUUGAAUUUGGGAAUCAGCAUUAUAACCACUGGUUUGACGGAAUGGCGUUACUGCACCGCUUUCAGAUUGAGGGCGGCCAGGUGACUUACAGGAGCCGCUUUCUGCGGAGUGACUCGUACAAGCAGAACAGCGAGAGGAACCGCAUCAUGGUGUCAGAGUUUGGUACCUUGGCCCUGCCUGAUCCCUGCAAAAAUAUUUUUCAGCGUUUUCUGUCCAGAUUUGAAAUGCCAAAAUCAACAGAUAAUGCAAGUGUCAACUUUAUGAAAUAUAAAGGUGAUUAUUACGUUAGCACGGAGACAAACUUCAUGCACAGAGUGGACCCAGAGACUUUGGAGACCAAACAGAAGGUGGACUGGAGCAAGUUCUUGGCAGUAAAUGGUGCUACCGCUCAUCCACACGUUGAUCCAGAUGGAACAGCUUACAACAUGGGUAACUCAUAUGGCAAAAAAGGGACUUUCUACAACAUCAUCAUGGUUCCCCCUAAAACAGAAGGUCCAGAAGAUACUCUAAACGGAGCAAAGAUAUUAUGCUCUAUCGCCCCUCACGACAAAUCUAAACCCUCCUAUUAUCACAGCUUUGGCAUGUCAGAAAACUAUGUAGUGUUCAUCGAGCAGCCCAUUAAGAUGGAUCUGAUUAAGAUACUGACCAGCAAGUUGAAGGGGAAAGCAUUAAGUGAUUGUAUUUACUGGGACCCCAACCAAGAAACCAUAUUCCACCUCAUUGACAAACAAACUGGAAAGGAGAGCCAAGUGAAGUAUCACGCCAAAGCCAUGUCAACCUUUCAUCAGAUCAACGCUUUCGAGCAGGAUGGAUUUCUAAUGUUAGACAUGUGCUGUUCUGAUGAUGGUAAUGCCAUAAACAACUUCCUCAUUCAGAACAUGCGUAAAUCCGGAGAGGCACUGGAUAAAAUGUAUGACAGCAUAGGGCGGCCAUAUCCUCGUCGCUUUGUGCUACCUCUUAAUAUCACCAAGGAAACUCCGCUGGAACAGAACCUCAACACAAGAUGUGACAGCAAGGCUACUGCUGUCUGCCGUACCGAAAAUCAGGUGUUCUGCACAUUUGAGGAUCUCCACGGGGAUGACCUGAAUGAUUACGGUGGCUUGGAGUUUCCUCAUAUUAACUAUGCCAAAUACAACACCAAACCUUACAGAUACUUCUAUGGUUGUGGUUUUCGAAAUCUAGUGGGUGAUUCUCUCAUUAAAAUGGAUUUGGGGAACAAAAAAUUUAAGGUAUGGUGUCAGCCCGAUCUCUACCCCUCAGAGCCUGUUUUUAUUCCUUCACCAAAUGCUGUGGAAGAGGAUGAUGGGAUUAUCUUGUCUGUGGUUAUUACACCAACUAAGAACCAGAGUUCAUUUCUCUUAGUCCUAGAUGCCAAAACCUUUGAAGAGUUGGGAAGAGCUGAAGUGCCUGUCAACAUUCCCUAUGGAUUCCACGGAACCUUUAGUUCAAGUGUAUAAAGCUCAUUUGGGUUACUUCAACAAAAUAACCAUGAACCAAACCGAGCUCAUCACAACAGUUAACACACUGCUUACCAGUCUAUAAUAAUAUUACAGUUUUAACAGAAAACAGAAAAGAUCCACAACUAAUAUCCACAGUAUUAAACCAAUAAAAUUCAAAACUGUUCCUUACGUUAAGAAUUCCCCAAAAACUGGAGAUGUUUUAAAUUUAUUUAAAAACUUAAUUUUAAGUUCAAAGACAGUCACUCACACAGAUAAAUAAAUUACAAAUCUGAAUUUUAUUGUUUUUAUUAUUUCACUUAAAAUUAAAGAUUUCACUGCGAUUUUUAAAAUGUACUCAAUUUUUUUUUAAGUUUUUCAUUUUUAAAUAAAUGUAUUGAAACUUUAUCUUUAGCUUGUGCCAAGCCUGUGACGAAGGUAUAAAUUACAUUUUCCCACUGUAAAAACAAGAGAGCAAAACACUAGAUUUAAAUGUGGAUGUGUGCAUUUUAUAGUAAAAAAUCAGUAAAGUAUUGAAAUAUAUCACAAAUACAUGAUUUUAUAUUGUUAUAUUCUGCCUGUUUACAUUUUCAUUUUAUGCAACAAUUCAACUUUUAUUUUAUUAAAAAUAUGUUGUACUUACUAA